UGCUGUGAGUAGACACGCCUGCGUUUAGGAGAUAUAAAACUUGUUACAAGACAAAUCACAAAACGCUAGUUAGUGCCAGUGGCGCCGCGAGCGGCAAAAAUACGCAUUUUCAAAACUCCCCGAAUAUAUUCCAAAAUCCAAACAGGUAACCAUAUUAUAGAUAGGCUGUAGGCAUUAGUACCAAAUGCUGUCCUGGAUUGGCCUUUAUGCAAUUGCUUAGUACCUACCUACUAAGGACUUGAGAUAAUCAAGAAAAAAAAAUUUAAAACCUUCUGAAAAACAUGUGAAAUCAUUCUCGGAGGAAUAACACAUGGAUAAGGGGGCCAAGAGGAAGAUUGCAUAAGACUUCAAGUUACAUUCAUCCGGCACUGCUCAAAUGACUGGGACAAUGACGCUAUCUAUAGGUAACGCACAUUAGUCAUAACCCUAGUGACUUCUUAUAGGUAGGCGUCUACAUUUUCGCAACGUAAGUAUCGAACGCAUUGCAUUUAACGGAUUUUAUUUACAACGCGUCCACAGUAUCAGCAGCAUCAGUUGUCGAGACCUCUCUCAUUUCGAAAAAAACAACUUAUUUCAUUCAUAUUAAAUGGGAAUUUGAAUUUGUAAGUACCUGCGCCGUUUUCCGUUUUUAAUUAAUUUGGAGUUGUUUUCACCUCUAUUUUGUGGUUUUUUAGCUAAUGUUAUCCAAAAAGCUUACAUUAUAUUUUGACAAUUUUAACAAAAAAUAAAACUAUUAUUAAUUUGUCAAUUUUCUCAUUUGACGUAUUUUUCACCAAAUCAUGGGGGAAUGUAAAUUUUCCUCCAUGAUUUUAUUCUAUUGUAAUUUUAAUCUAAUUAUAUAAAAAUGAAAAUUGUAAUUUAAAUCUUUAAGUAAACGUUAAAUCGGCAAUCAGCCCACCACAAUGGCUAAUACACAAAAUUGUAACUUCUUAUUAUAUAUAUUUAAUGAUUUUUAUACUGUUUUUGAUUAUUGUUAAUAGUGUAUCAGUUUUAUGUACUAGCCUUCGUUUUCAUCAGCAUCAGACCAACAUGAUUUCUUCACAAAUGUGGUGCCUGAUGAAUGAAGUAAAACCUCAGUAAAAAUGAAGUAAAACAUGUCUUGGAACGACGGUGUAAGCUCGACAGACCGAAGAAUAUUGCGAAAAUCAUUUCAGGAUGAAAAUGAGAAUACUGAUGAAGUAAUGGAAAUUCUAAAACAUACUCAAAUUUUUGUUGCUCUUAUAGACUAGUUGUAAACCAGCAUGAAGUUAGUAAUCAGCGGCGUGAACUAUAUAGUAGACUUAAGUUAUGACUUAAUUCUAGAUCAAAUUCAUCAAACCUUUUUUACAACACUUAUUGCUUUUACAGAAUAUUGAGGACAAGUCAAUACAAGUAGAAAGAUCUAAAGCGCUUCACGAACUUACAGUAUCACAUAAACACUACCAAAAUAAUCUUCUUGUGGAAGAUCUUGGAUCAGUAAAAAUAAAGGAAGUAAGUAGUAGAAUGGCGACCCCGCACUAGAAAGCGCAGUGUUGGUCGACCCCCCACCAGGUAAACUGACGACAUCAAGCGAGUCGCAGGGAUUCGCUGGAUGCAGGCAACUCAGGAUCGUGAUGUUUGUAAGUCCCUACAAAAGGCUUUGUUCUGCAGUGCGCGAUCAUCGGCUGAUAUGAUGAUGAUGAUUAGGAAGUACUAGUAGAUAGAAAAUUAUUAAAACAAUGACUGAUAAAGUUAACUAAUUAUACAGUAGACAUUAUUGGUUUAAUAGUAGUUAAACAUCCAAAAUUUUUUAGUCGAUUCAUGAAAAUGAAUUAGAGACUGAAGAUGGAAACGCUUAUGAGAACCCAAACAAACUCAAGCUAACAAAAAUGAAGUGGCUUACUGAAGAACGCACGGAAUCCUCGAAUUCUAGUUCUCCGUAUCUAACACGAAACAGUUCUAUGACUUCUUUGGAUAGUAAUGAAAACGGCGAUGUGAUGGACAGCAAAGAUAGUGUUUCAGAGAAAUGCCUAUCGACAAUACUACGGCUCGAUCGUGAACAUAACAUGUUUGGAUUGUCAAAUAUAGCCAUUGUUGGUAAGGACUUUCCAAAGAAAAAACACAAAAAAGAUAAUGAUGAUCCAGUAUUUCCUCAGACAGCCAUAAUAGAGAUAUGCAUUGCGAGACGCUGCUGUAAACAUAAGAGUAACACGGAUUUGCCGGCUUCCCUCAAGUGUAACGCUUGUCAAAGUUGCUGCGGUAAUCCAUGUUGCUCACUUUGCAGUCGAAAAUGUGGAUUCUUAUGUGAAGAUCGCGGUCUAUGCUCAUUGCCUUGCUCAACACCUCCCAGCCAAUGCCCACGAGGAACGUGUAUUUGCAAGAUCUCCUUUAAAAGGAAAACAACAUUCGACCUUUCUCCUAAUGAACUUACACCAAGAUCGAGCUGCAUUUUGCAAAAACCCAUGGCAGCUCGCUCCUGCCACCACCUACCACAAUGUGUGCCGCCGUCCUCCUGCUUCCCUUAUCUCAUGCCAUGCUACUGGCCGGCAAGGGCGGGGGCGCCAUGCAACAACCCAUCCCAAUGCUUCCACAACCCACCGUGUCGACCACCGCGAAGGAGGAAGUCUUACAUUCCACCUGAAGAAACAUGCCCUAAAACGGUGAAGUGUGAGUCUAGGGAGGAGAAAUGUACUAAUCAAGCCUGCCCAGGGAAAAAGAAGAAAAUUAUCCAGUGCGAAUGUGAUGUGCCUGUGUGCACGGGGUGUUUUGUGCAUAGACCUACGGUUACAAGCGCUAAAUCUGACGAAACCGUGGGCGAACAACAAAAAAUAGCUAAAUCUGACGGAACCGUGGGCAAACAAUAAACAAGAGCUAAGUCUGACGAAACCAUCAGCAAACAAUAUAUAAUAGCUAAGUCUGAUGAAACCGUGGGCAAACAAUAAACAAGAGUUAAGUCUGACGAAACCGUGGACAAACAAUAAACAAGAGUUAAGCCUGGCAAAACCGUGGGCAAACAAUAAACAAGAGUUAAGUCUGACGAAACUGUGGGCAAACCAUAAACAAUAGCUAAGCCUGACGAAAUCGUGGGCAAACAAUAAUCAAGAGUUUAAGCCUUGACGAAAUCCUCGGCAAACGAUAACCAAAAGCUAAGUCUGACGAAACCAUGAGCAAACAAUAAACAAUAAGUAGGUAAGCCUUCUGAAACCCUGGGCAAACAAUAAACAAGAGUUAAGCCUGACGAAACCGUGGGCAAACCAUAAAGAAUGUGUGCGAGUUUUCUUGCCGUGGACCUUGAGAUCAAUUUGAUCAAAAGAUUUAUCAGGUAACUUGUAACUUAAUUGUGCUUUCUCUCCAUCUUCUUAAUAAUAGUGUCAGAUCUGGCAAUGUUUUCGAGAUAUAAUUUUAGAAAGGCUUGUUUAGCUGCCAUUAUAAACUAGCUAGAGUUUAUAAUGCCGGGGAAUAAAAAAGUCAACAACAACUUGUCCUGAAAUUACCUACUAUAAUUUGAUUUUCCGAUGUUGCUUGCUCCAUACAUAGGUUUAUCGUUUAUGUAGGUAUUAUAUUUAAAAAAAGUAAAGGGUGUAUGUUUGUGAGGUAUUAGGGGAUAAACUUAGGAUUUACUAAACCGAUUUUCAAAUAAUUUUACCAAUGGAAAGCCACGUCGGCUAGUUACAAAUAAACAUAACAGUUUUAAUAAUUGAUUUCAGAUAGCGCUGCACUUAUUCAGACACGCUCCGGAGACAAGGAAUGUAAAAUGAAAUUUUAAUGUAACUUUUAUCUAAUAAAAAGCAUUUAAAA
Bicyclus anynana (squinting bush brown) is the source of this 3756-nucleotide messenger RNA. RefSeq names its product keratin-associated protein 9-1-like. The record is from RefSeq and is a predicted model, not a curated record. The coding region runs from base 1848 to 2822 and encodes 324 amino acids. The transcript has 12 exons. Lineage: Eukaryota; Metazoa; Arthropoda; Insecta; Lepidoptera; Nymphalidae.